AUGUUUGUACAUUUGCACUCGUCACCGUUGGUGGUGCGUCAGUCCAGCUCGUCGUUGGGAAACUCAGUCAAUGCCAAUUGUCAAUAUGGCUCGAACAACGACUUCCAGCCCAUUGAAAUCCUGGAUGUGAAGGAAGAACGACGCUUAUUGCUGCAAUGCUUGCAGGAAUGCGGGAAGCAAAUCCAGUGGCGAAGCGAAGUUGCAGACGUUCACACGUUUCGCAAGGUCGUUUCCCACGGGUGCCGAGCCCUUCACUUUUCAGGGCACGGAGUGCCAGGCAAGGUAAUCUUUGAAAGUGCUACCUGUGAAGCACACUUCUUGUCCCAAGACGAACUGAAAACUCUUCUCUUGGCUGGCGAUCAAUCGCGUCCCGAAAACGCCAUGCGCCUUGUGUUCGUCAGCGCUUGCCACUCGGAGAGUGUCGCUGAAGCUUUUGUCUCCGCUGGUGUGCCCCACGUGGUCGUGGUACCCAAGGAAGACAAAGUGUUGGAUCAAAAGGCCAUGGAAUUUUCCAAAGCGUUUUACACGGCACUUUUGGCGGGGCACAGUGUGUCGAAGUCGUUCGAAAUCGGCCAAGUACAAGCCGAUAUUGUCACCGUCUCCGACACCCACCAGUCGAGAUUUAAGCUACUGGGCACGGGCAACCACGCGACAAGUCACUUGUUCUCAGACCUUCCGCCUGGCAUGUACGAAGAUCUAACGCCACCCCUGCCCAUCAACGAAUGCGACGCCGUCGCGGAAGCGUUCAUCGGCCGGUCGUUGGAAGUGCAUGCUGUGUUCACGGCGCUUGCCGAAGGAGCGCGAAUGGUGUGUCUUGUGGGGGACGCAGGCAUGGGCAAGACAGAAAUCGCAUUGCAAGCGUGCCAAUAUGCGACGGAGAGGCAUCUCUUUGAACGAAUCUUCUUCUUGCGUUGGACGACCAGUGCGACGUCUCUGACGAGCUACGUGCUCGCUCGACUGGCUAAGUGUGUUGGCAUUUCACAGCCACCAACGAAUGACUUGGACGGACUCUGCGAGCUCCUUCGAGGCAAGUUGGACGCCAUCCGACCCGACAAGCGCCUCAAUUUUCUCUUGGUGUUGGAUGGAUGCAACCAUCUAUUUUCAAAACCAAACGAGCGAAAUCAACUGCCUCAGUUCCAGGCUAUCCUUUCCCAGCUGCUGCGGAGGGUUCGAUCGCUGUCUCUGCUCCUUACAAGUACAAACCGUCUUGGCGGCGGAACCGGACUUGACUGCGGCGUCGGAGAACGUAUCAUUUCGAUUGAGCCCAUGCCCCCAUGGGACGCUGCGCUACUAUUUACAGUUCGCGCACCUCGGCGACUUCAAGUCCAUGAAAUGGGCGGUGGACUUGCGCCGUUUGCCAAAAGCAGCAUCAUGGAAGCCCUUGGCGGCCACGCCAGAACUAUCUGUGCAGUUGCCCAGCUACUCGAGAACCAUGACUUGGCCAGAGACGAAGGCGAGUUCUUGCACUAUUUAAUUCCCGCCAUCAUCGCGGGACUCGACCCGGCGUCGAAACAGCACUUUUCCAAUGACUAUUGCCCUCUAUUGCCGUACACAGCGUCGUCGAAAAAGGCCCCCACUCGUCCUCCUGGCGCUAGCCAAACCCACGACGACCUCCAUCACUUGUCUAACCUGCACAUUGAAAGCAAGUUAUCCCCAACUCCCCUGCACCCACCGUCGCUGCAUGCAUCCAUAUCUGUCGCAUCCCAAAUGUCAUCCUCGCCGUUAUCGUCGUCGACCAGUGGAGGUCUGUCGCCCCAGCAGCUGCAGCUCUUUGCCAUUAAGCGUCGCGUGGAAGGCUCGAUUGCCUCUCCUGAGGGUUGCAUGAUUUGGUCCCACGCAGUCGUUGAAUUCAACAAGUCGACACAAAACUCGUCGGCGUUCGAUCUGCGCCACGUCCGUGAGGUUGCGGCAAUCAACGCGGUUCCAUUCGAGUAUCUUGGACAGCAAGUCAGUCGCUUCUUCGCUUCCCAGCUACGCCAAGAGGCCGUCCUUCGGCCGCUGUCUACUCGUUGCAUGGACUUCCUGAGCUCGAGCGAUCGAAUCUGGGGUCGACCUGGCAUGAGCCCAAAUGCUCGGGGUGGCUUUGUCGAUGUCCAAAUGUUUCGUGCGUUUUGGACAUGGUUCGAGCCACUCUUAUCCUGCAUCAAGACGUCACGGUUGUGGGGAUUCAAGCACCCACGCCUGCUCCACGGGUUCAUUUCGAAAUCUUCGUGCCAGAACAUGCUCCGCCCGUGCGUGCCAGGCACGUUCCUCCUUCGUUUUUCAGAGACGAAACCUUCGUGCCUUGUCGUGGUAUUUGUCACGGCCGCCGGCCGCGUCGAAAUGGUUCCGAUCGAGUACAAGCAUUCAUCGCCACGGCAAUUCGAAGUGUAUUUGCACGACAGCAUGUCGAUUGUGUCGUUCCCGACCUUGCACGAGCUCGUGCUCAACGUCCACGUUCUCAAGUACAUCUACCCACAUACCCCCAAGCACGACGUGUUUCAAGUCCCCCACGACGGCGCACCUCGCAGCAGUUAAUCGAUUCUAUCUCGAGUGCAUCUACAACUCAAAUGCUGCGUCGCGGACGCAUCGGAACCCGACCGUGGCCGAUCGAUCAUAGCUCGGAGACAAGAGAAGCCACUUGCC
Molecule: messenger RNA, 2625 nt
Organism: Aphanomyces invadans
Lineage: Eukaryota; Oomycota; Saprolegniomycetes; Saprolegniales; Verrucalvaceae
Exons: 6
Coding region: 1-2517 (838 amino acids)
Biological process (GO): defense response; cell surface receptor signaling pathway via JAK-STAT; regulation of cell population proliferation
Molecular function (GO): DNA-binding transcription factor activity, RNA polymerase II-specific; RNA polymerase II cis-regulatory region sequence-specific DNA binding
Source: RefSeq, a predicted model, not a curated record